This is a messenger RNA of Ostreobium quekettii, 351 nucleotides long. NCBI's taxonomy places the organism in Eukaryota, Viridiplantae, Chlorophyta, Ulvophyceae, Bryopsidales, Ostreobiaceae. The record is from the annotation of a GenBank genome assembly.
AUGCUGUGCCACGGCGUGAUGGACUGCAUGAUGGACGCCCCCGAGGGGCUCCUCCCGUGCACUGCCGGCGGCGGGGAUCCGCGCUGGGGCGCCCGCGGCGGGCGGGAGGCGCGCAGCGAUCAGGUGGGCCUGGCGGACGAGAAGGAGUGGAAGCGCCUGUGGCGCAUCAUGCGCCUCAGUGACGGCAGGGCGGCGCACGAGGACGUGGACAUGGACGAUGCCCCCCUGGAGCCCUGCGCGGAGGCCGCCCAGGCGGGAGGUGGGCGGAGUGGGGGGGGAGGGACGAAGGGUGGGAGGUUCAGGGGCCGCGCUUCCCAGUCCGACGUGCGGCUGUCGGACGGACGUGGCUAG